GAGUUCUAGAAAUCUCUCGGUUGUAUCGUGACGUGUGUUUUACCCGGUGAAUCGUUUGACCUGGUACUUGGUUCACUUCUGCCUAUUUGCCCUCUGGAUCUUCAACGCGAGAGACAAUUAGGCUGCAGGACGCGUUGAAUGUGCUCAUCGCCGCCCUGUGGACCCCUCGACCGCGACUGGUUGCUCCCGUCACCUUAGUGACCAGUCACCACCCAAUGACCAGUUAUCGUGCGGUCGCUCAUGGUGAAUGGUCACUGAUCUGACCCGUGAGCGACCAGAAUUCUGCUUAAUCACGUGUUGGGUCGUUGGACAAUUUUCUGCCCAACUGCACCACCAGACUUUGAACACGAGCUCAACCUUUCAACCCUCAUGACCCAUAGCAUGAUGGCGCCGAAUAAGAUGAUACCGUGCAAGUUCUUUGCUCGGGGAUCCUGUCGAAACGAAGGCUCUUGCAACUUCAUUCAUGAGGGAAUCAUAAGCUCACCUCAAGCACCUUCAGACUCCCGCGCACAAGUUCCGUGCAGAUUUUUCUCGCGCCCUGGAGGUUGUCAAAACGGCUCUUGCCCAUAUCUGCAUGAUGUAGACGGCCCUAGACUGGAUAUGAACACUAACCAGCAUUUUGAGGUCAAUGAAGAGAAGGACCAAGAGCGCGAUGAUGAUUUUAUUCGAAAUCUUUUAGGAGCAUCAGUCUAUUUCAAUGAAUUCGGUCAUGUUAUCAAAGUGUCUCUCCCAGCAGACUUCUCUCUUGCAUGCGUUACUGGCCUUCCGCCAGGCACCACACCUGUAGCAGUAGUCGAGAUCCUUCGAGCCUUAGGCUUUGACUUGAACGUCAAUUGCAUUCGCAUCCCUGGAUAUGCUGCAUUGUCGGAGACCAAGGCCAUGGUGAAAGUGGAAGACCCGUUAUUUGCCAGGAAGCUGAGCACUAGACUCAAGGAACUGAGGUCUACCCUUUGCGCAACACCAAUGCCCAUUGAUAUCAAGGGGACAAAUUCCAGAAAGGUCUACAUAUCCUGGCAUAGAGCAACUCGAAGUGCAUGGGUUAAUUUUGGCAAUGGUGAUAUAGCAAACAGGGUCGCACAGAAGUUCAAUGAAGGUAGGUACAAAUGCUUAGGUCAAAUUGUCAAAUCCUCCAUUGCGAGGCGAAGUCCCAGUCAAGGGAGUCGAGGGAGUCGAGGCGGCUAUUCGUACAAUCCUGUAGCCUGGACUAUUGCAUUGAGCGACGUGCCAGGCGAUGCGACAUCCAAAGACAUCGAAGGAGCCAUCACCUCUCCGCAUGACAACCCACGGCACAUUGAAUUGGGAGUGGUUAGUUACCGAGGGUCCGAAGCGGAAGUCAGUGUUGAAGUUCGGUCGCACUUGGAGAAGCAUGGCCCGCUCGAGAACUUCUAUCUUGCGCCCACGUUGAAGGGAAAACGAGUGAAAGCUACGGCCUGGUUUCAGGAUGAAGUCGACGCCAGGUCGGCAUGCUCGCUGAAUAAUAGGCCACUUGGUAUCCUUGGAGACGGCCAACUCACCAUAACACUGGUUCAUUCAGCCAAAAUCAAAAUUUCCACAAAAGUCUAUAUCGUCUCGAAGAGCAGAAUCGACAAGGUAGGCAAGGUAUGGAAAGAGCAGCAUCUCGUGUUCCGGGUUUACCAUGACACCUUACAUCAGUAUACAACACUGAAGGUUGAGGGCGAUAACGCGAAAUACUUGGUCGAUGCGCGUAGAACUCUUGACGAAAUUUUGAAUGGGGUUGUCCUAACGGAUGGCGAGAAUGCGGUUUGGGAUACAGCACUCAGCAGCAAUGGAAGGGCGUACACGAAGCUCAAGUCAAUCGCGGAGGAACUCCACGCUGUCAUCAUCAGAGACAAAUCAAUGCGGCAGCUCCGGUUCUAUGGACCUCCCGAGAACUUCCGGCAAGUGGUUCGUCAAAUCACCGACAUGCUUAGAGAAGAAUCUUCUUCGAGCUACGAAAUAGAUCUCCAAUCCCAUCAGUUCUCCUGGACUAUUCAUGGUGGCUUCAAGAGCAUUGAACAAGCAUUGGGAAGGAACGUGGCCAUUUUCAACGUGGUAUGGAGAAAAAUUACUAUCAAUGGCACACAGCAGCAGUAUGAAACAGCUCUGGCAAUUAUGGACGGCAGGCAUGCUGUCCCAAUCCCUUCCCUCUCGGGUGAUCCUACUAGAGUUGAAGGAGACUGCCCUAUCUGCUUCUGCGAAGCCGACAAUCCCAUCAAAACUUCGUGCAAGCACACAUACUGCCUUGAGUGCUUCGAAGAAUGCUGCAGAUCCGCCGCAUCGACCAGCCAAGACGAAUUCCAGAUCAAAUGCCAAGGCGACGAAGGAACGUGCUCAACCGUAUUCACCUUACGCGAAGUAAAGGACCAUGUCUCGUCACCUGUCUUCGAAACUGUACUCAAGUCAACCUUCGAAGAGUACAUCCAACGCCACCCACAGACUUUGCGUUACUGCCCAACUCCAGAUUGUGGCUAUGUCUACAGGUGUACUACAACCUCAAGCUCGAAGCCUCUGGUAUACAUGUGUCCAAAGUGUUUUGAGCCGCUCUGCACCUCGUGCCAUUCGCGACACGGCAACUACACAUGUGCAGAAUACAAAGACAUUGCAUCAGGCGGAUACGAGGCACUCGCAAAGUUGAAGAGAGAACUUAAUAUCAAAGAUUGUCCUAAAUGCACGACGCCGAUGGAGAAGACGGAGGGAUGCAAUCAUAUGACUUGCGCAGGCUGCAAGGCGCACAUCUGCUGGGUGUGUAUGGCUGUCUUCGAUACAAGCGAACCUUGCUAUACACAUAUGACGAAGGUGCAUGAUGGUAUUGGACUUGGACUUGAGGGAUUUAUGAAUUAGGGAUUGGAACAGGGGGAGGCGUUUGGCUGAAUAGGAUAGUUUGAUCUCCAAUGUUGCUGCUCUUGUGACGAGAAGCAGGGAGACUAUGCAUCCCACCCCCAACUUCUGUGCUCUGAGGCUCUGACGUAUGCCCUUCGGUUUCGAUUGUUUGAAGGUGACGUUGAGGUGAGGUCACAAACGCGUACAGGCCAGGCUUCUCAUCACGAUUGCUCGGUCUGUUUCGAAAAGCAAAACCCGAGCCUCGAGAAACUACGCGACUUUUUUUCUGCUUCCUGCAUCAUUAACAAAAGUCACAAAGUAGGUGGGGUCCAUCGAAUUCAUCAAUAUCAAAAAGCACUCUCAUAUUUCUUAUAUUAAAUCAAUGCUUGG
This is a messenger RNA of Hyaloscypha bicolor E, 3210 nucleotides long. RefSeq lists its product as uncharacterized. Gene Ontology annotation, biological process: proteasome-mediated ubiquitin-dependent protein catabolic process; protein linear polyubiquitination. Gene Ontology annotation, cellular component: ubiquitin ligase complex. NCBI's taxonomy places the organism in Eukaryota, Fungi, Ascomycota, Leotiomycetes, Helotiales, Hyaloscyphaceae. The record is from RefSeq and is a predicted model, not a curated record. The transcript is spliced from 2 exons. The coding region runs from base 370 to 2841 and encodes 823 amino acids. Gene Ontology annotation, molecular function: ubiquitin-protein transferase activity; zinc ion binding; ubiquitin binding.